AUGCAAGUUCUACUCGUCUUUCUAUCUGUGACAUGUGCCCUGUCACAUGGGGCUAAGCUUCCGCUCGGUGGAACCCAAAAUUUCGAUUUCCAGCAACGCAUCUUCGGGGGAGAAAUUGCCCAUAAAGGACAAUUCCCAUACAUUGUUUCGUUGCUCAUACGUAAGGGCAAUCAUAGUAAUGUAUGUGGUGGCUCCAUCAUUGAUCACAACUGGAUUUUGACUGCCGCUCAUUGCACACACAACGCCGAUUGGGUUCAAAUCUUCUAUGGUACAACGGAAAAAUGGAAGAGUGAAAUUAGUCAUGUUGUCAGUCCCGAUAACAUUAUUGAGCACGAAGACUAUAAUAAUUUAACGGCCGUGAAUGAUAUUGCCCUCAUUCGCACACCUCGUGUGGAGUACUCGGAGUUGAUUAAUAAAGUGUCGCUUGCCGAUCGUAGUAAUGACUAUGAAGGAGCGUGGGCCGUAGCCAGUGGAUGGGGCCUAAUUACGCAUAAUUCAACUUCAAAGAGUCUACAUUUUGUCGGCUUGCAGAUUAACGGAAAAAGUUCGAACACCAUUAUCAAUAGCAUAACUUCGGAUGGGAAAUCCUGCGGUGUUGGUGACUCUGGCGGUCCUUUGGUCACUCGUGAUGAUCCCAAACUUAUUGGUGUUACCUCUUUAGGAGGGAUGGGUGUUUCCACAUACUUUACUCGAGUUAGCGCUUAUCUGGACUGGAUUCGUAGUCACACUGGCCUAGAAUAG
Messenger RNA from Drosophila sulfurigaster albostrigata, 741 nucleotides. RefSeq names its product serine protease 1-like. Bases 1 to 741 code for a protein of 246 amino acids. Gene Ontology annotation, molecular function: serine-type endopeptidase activity. The record is from RefSeq and is a predicted model, not a curated record. Gene Ontology annotation, biological process: proteolysis. Lineage: Eukaryota; Metazoa; Arthropoda; Insecta; Diptera; Drosophilidae. The transcript has a single exon.